Lachancea fermentati is the source of this 900-nucleotide messenger RNA. NCBI's taxonomy places the organism in Eukaryota, Fungi, Ascomycota, Saccharomycetes, Saccharomycetales, Saccharomycetaceae. The record is from the annotation of a GenBank genome assembly.
AUGAGCCAAAGUCAAUUGUCUCCUCAGAAAGAGCAGGAAAUUGCUUCUAAGAUUUUGGAACGAGCAGAGCUCGCCCAAAUGACAAGACAGUUGAAACUGGGCCUUAGUAAAGUCGCGACGCCUAAAAAAGCCUCUCGCGAUGCAAAGAGCAAGGUCAGAGUUAGUCCGGUCAAGUUUAGCAUUCCCAAAGUUCAUACAGAGCAGUAUAGAAUAUCACCACUGAAAAGAGAAAGGAAUCCGGAAGAACACAUUGACAACGAUCAUGAGCAAUCCCCCUUAAAGGUGCACAAGAGACCCAGCACACCUAAUGGAGCCGAGCCCAAGGCAAGGAGAAAAAGUAUAAAGCAUGACAGAGACGAUAUUCCUGAAAUUGCGGUACCGCGAACGCCCAGAGCUGCGCAAGAUAACGACGUAGGUGCAGACCUUUUAAUGUAUUUAGCGACCAGUCCAUACACUUCCAAGCAGCAGAACCAGCUUCCAAUUGUGAGCGGCAAUGGAAAGAUGAAAAUUCCCACAACACCUUCGUAUCUAUCCCAGGGCCCGAAUGGCGAUGCGAUUCGCUUGUCACACAUAAAGGCUCACACUACUUCUCCUCACUCUGCCUUUAAGGUGCCCAAUCACACAACCGGUACCACUCUGGGGGGCACACCUUCCAAUAUUUCAGAAUUAAUGGAAUCACCAUCUGUUGCACUUUACAUGUCUCCCUCUCCUAACAAGCGCAAGGUGAGUGGUACUGGUCCACAGACUACACUAGCCAUACCGAGUACACCUUCUCGUGAGCUGCGCUCCUCACAUUUAUUAAAGACGCCCAACUUUAACAUGGGUGACUACGUCCAUAACCUUUUUAGCCCGUCUCCGAGGGUGACGAGUACCUCCUACCACGAUACAAAGAAAGACUAA